Messenger RNA from Vitis riparia (riverbank grape), 639 nucleotides. Its product is annotated as G-type lectin S-receptor-like serine/threonine-protein kinase At4g27290. Lineage: Eukaryota; Viridiplantae; Streptophyta; Magnoliopsida; Vitales; Vitaceae. Gene Ontology annotation, molecular function: protein kinase activity. Gene Ontology annotation, biological process: protein phosphorylation. The transcript has 3 exons. The coding region runs from base 1 to 639 and encodes 212 amino acids. The record is from RefSeq and is a predicted model, not a curated record.
AUGCCCGAGCACUUGCCUGAGCACUUGCUUGCGCCCAUGCCCAUGCACUUGCCCGUACUAGGUGACACGCUCAAUGCCCCACGUAUUCAUGCACGCACACUCCCAUGCCCCUAUGCACUCACUCUUGCACACCCACCCUAUGCACACACAACACCAGGAUGUGCGCCUAGUCACCCACACAACAACAGUGGUUACAUGUCUCCAGAAUAUGUCAUUGUUGGAUUGUACUCUACAAAAUCAGAUGUUUAUAGCUUUGGUGUUUCAGUUCUAGAGAUUGUGAGUGGGAAGAGAAACAGAGGGUUCUAUCACCCAAACCUCUGCAUCAACCUUCUUGGACACGCAUGGACCCUCUAUAUGGAAGGUAGAUCUUUCGAAAUUAUUGAUGCGUCAAUGGGAGAUACCUACAAUCUAUCUGAAGUGCUACGUUCAAUCAAUGUCGGUCUGUGGUGUGUGCAACGUUGUCCAGAUGAUCGGCCAAGCAUGUCUUCUGUGAUUCUUAUGCUGGGUAGUGAGGGUGUAUUACCUCAGCCUGGGAAGCCUGGUUUUUUCAGUGAAAGACAUGUGCUAGAAGCAAAUUCCAAUCGAGAGGCCACAUCGUUUUCAGGCAAUGAAGACAUCAGUAAAAUAUUAGACGCUUGA